AUGCCUCUGGUGAAGGGGGAGCCGCCCAGGCCCCCUCACCGCCCGCAGGCACCCGCGGGGCGCCGCGAAAACACCGAAACCGCCAGCGGGCGGCGGCGCAAGGGCUUCGCGCCACAGCCUUUAACGGCCGGCCCCUCCUCCCCUCCUGACAGGAGGUUCAAAUGUCUCUGCAGAUCCAGGAAACGACUACAAAUGGCAAAGGUGCUGUCCAAUCCCAGGCUCAUACCUGUUCAGGGGACUUUGAAUGUAGUGAUGAACCAGAACGUGACCCUCUCCUGCCACUCAGACUCCGGAUCUCCACCUGUCAGAUACACAUUGUUUAAACGCAAUCAGAAGGUAUCCACUUUAAAUAGGCCAGACUUGACUCCCAGUUUGUUUAACUUGACUAUCAACUCUGCCAAUGAUGUGGGUGAAUACAAAUGCAAAGCUCAGAGUAACAUCUCCAGUCACGGAAAAUACAGCAACAGUCUCAACUUCACCCUUAUAGUGCCAAUUUCCAAACCAGUGCUGAGCUCACCCACCUCUCAAGCAAAGAAGGGCCAGAAUGUGACCCUAUCUUGCCUCUCAGAGAACGGCUCUCUUCCUAUCACAUAUGUAUUCUUCAAAGGAAGAAAAAGCAUCUCUCCCCCAGUGAAGAUGCUGAAGAGGGAAGCAGCUGUGGUUUUUCUAUUUAUCAAUUCCUCUAGUGACUUUGGAACCUAUAAAUGCAGAGCUGAAAAUAGCUUUUGCAAUAAUACAAAAUACAGUGACAGUUUCAACUUUACAUUAGCAGAAGAGAGAAGCCAUUCUCAGCUCCUGAUAAUUUCUCUUGGGCUGACCCUGCUACUAUUUGUAAUAGGAUUUGCUCUGGCAAUUCCAUUCUUCAUAAUUCCUUCAUAUAAAGCAAAAAAAUUUAAGUGUACUAGGCCCUCAACUGGCCUUUCUUCAACAACGAAUGCUGAAGAGUCUGAAAACUACGUCAUAUAUGCAGAGAUUGAGCCUGUUAAACCAGAAGAAGAAUAUGUCAACUGUUCUGUUAUUAGAAGAGAAGAUGAAAAAGAGAAGACUGCAUGUGCUUCAGUCUAUUCAAAGGUCCUCAUCAGACAUUGA
This is a messenger RNA of Cariama cristata (Red-legged seriema), 1089 nucleotides long. RefSeq names its product allergin-1-like. The transcript has 8 exons. Gene Ontology annotation, molecular function: transmembrane signaling receptor activity. Gene Ontology annotation, biological process: cell surface receptor signaling pathway. Lineage: Eukaryota; Metazoa; Chordata; Aves; Cariamiformes; Cariamidae. Bases 1 to 1089 code for a protein of 362 amino acids. The record is from RefSeq and is a predicted model, not a curated record.